UUUCUCUGAAUUCAGGUUUCCCGAUCUGUUGAAAUUGUUUCAAUCGUUGUUGGAACUGAUUCGAUUGAACCGAGCUCCAACUACAGAUAUACAUAUUUCUUGGAAAGUGAUUCUUCCUUUGGUGUAAACAUGCACAUCCUAACUUUUCUAGCUCUGGGAUUCGGUAUCCAAGUUGCAGUUGGAAUGUCGUUUGAAAACCUUAUUUUGGAAGAAUGGGAGACUUUCAAGCUUGAGCAUGACAAGAAAUAUGCGAGCGAGGAAGAGGAACAAUUCCGCAUGAAUGUCUAUUUGGAGAAUAGGCACUAUGUCGCAGAACAUAAUCAGAUGUUUGCCCGAGGAGCGACGACUUUCUCUGUAGCCCUCAACAAAUAUUCCGAUCUACUACUUCAUGAAUUUAUGGAGAAAAUGACUGGGUAUCUUGGGGAGACGGAAUCGUCGGACAGAUCUGGGUCCCUUGUUCCUUCAUCUUGGAUUGAACCACUCCAUACGAAUCCUCCGGCAGAAAUGGAUUGGCGAACGAGAGGUGCUGUCACUCCGGUCAAAGACCAAGGUCACUGCGGCUCAUGUUGGGCAUUCAGUGCUACCGGGUCAGUGGAGGGGUUGCAUUUCCGAAAGACAGGAAACCUGGUUUCCCUUAGUGAACAGAACCUCAUCGACUGCUCUAAGAAUUUUAACCAUGGCUGCAGUGGUGGAUGGAUGCAAUUGGCAUUUCAAUACAUCAGAGACAAGGAUGGGAUCGACACAGAGGAGAGUUACCCCUAUGAAGGGAAGGAUGGCAUAUGCCGCUACAAUCCCUCAACGCAAGGGGCAAAUGUCACGGGAUAUGUAGUGCUGCCGAAAGGGGACGAGGAUACACUGCAAAAAGCUGUUGCUAGCGUCGGGCCUAUUUCCAUUGCCAUCGAUGCCGGACAUCAAUCCUUCUUUAGCUAUCACGAAGGCAUUUACAUUGAGCCCAAUUGCUCUAACAAGACGAUGAACCACGGAGUGCUUGCUGUUGGUUAUGGCGUGGACGAGGAGACUGGAAUACCAUACUGGCUUGUGAAGAAUUCGUGGGGAAAAAGCUGGGGGGAAAACGGCUAUGUGAGGAUGGCUCGUAACCAAGGCAACCAAUGCGGUGUGGCGACUGAAGCCAGUUUCCCUCUCGUGUGAUUAUCAUCCUCAGCAUGAAUAUAUCUACUGACAUUUUCAUGGUUAAUUGUCUCCCUGUCCAAGUAUUUUCCCCGUCUAUGGAACUGGAACUGGAAAACCGCCAUUAUUGUUACGCACAAAUCCAAAGUUGUCAUUCUCUCGAUUAUUGCCAUCCAGAGAGUGAAGCAAUUUCAAAUUGAACUUUGAGAUAAAUGACGCUGUACAUUCCUCAAA
Molecule: messenger RNA, 1362 nt
Organism: Darwinula stevensoni
Lineage: Eukaryota; Metazoa; Arthropoda; Ostracoda; Podocopida; Darwinulidae
Source: the annotation of a GenBank genome assembly